Messenger RNA from Topomyia yanbarensis, 2514 nucleotides. Its product is annotated as tubulin alpha-8 chain-like. Gene Ontology annotation, cellular component: microtubule; cytoplasm. The transcript has 5 exons. Gene Ontology annotation, biological process: mitotic cell cycle; microtubule cytoskeleton organization. The coding region runs from base 258 to 1568 and encodes 436 amino acids. The record is from RefSeq and is a predicted model, not a curated record. Gene Ontology annotation, molecular function: structural constituent of cytoskeleton; GTP binding. Lineage: Eukaryota; Metazoa; Arthropoda; Insecta; Diptera; Culicidae.
UCUCGCAAACAAUCGUAGUGUGCUACGAUCACGGCUUGCAAAAGUAUUGCAUACAUCAAAACUCCGAUACCGACCGUUUGUGUACCUACCCAUGGGAAAAUAAAUAUUAGCGUUUGUUUGCAGUGGUGUUCUCUGUUUCGGCAACUUGCGUCAAAAUUUUUCAGUGAAACAAAUCAACAUAAAGAAGUACAAAAUUGAAAAUUACAUUCAAAUUGAUAAAGCCCAGUGGGAACUACUAAACACGGAAACGAAAAGGAAUGGCGAAGAGUCGUGAAAUUAUCCAACUGCACGUCGGCCAAGCGGGCGUACAAAUUGCAAGCGCGUGUUGGGAGCUGUACUGUCUGGAGCAUGGAAUUUACCCGGACGGACGGUUCUGCGAUUGCUCAAUGUAUGAUGACUGUAGCGCAUUUUUCAGCUGCGACAAAAAAGGCCGCUGCGUACCGCGGGUGGUAAUGGUGGACCUGGAGCCAUCGGUGAUAGACGAAAUACGGCUUGGCGCCUAUCGGCACUUGUUCCACCCCAGUACACUCAUCACGGGCAAAGAGGAUGCGUCGAGUAAUUUUGCGCGUGGCCAUUUCACCUUGGGCCGAAUGAUGAUCGAUCCGGUGAUGGAUCGUGUAAGGAAGGUCGCGGAAGGGUGCUCAACUGUGCAGGGUUUUAUGAUCUUCCAUAGUCAGGGUGGAGGAACGGGAUCCGGAUUCGGGACACUUGCACUAGAGAAACUGCUCGAUGAUUAUGGAAAAACGUCAAAGAUUGAAUUUAACAUUUUUCCUUCGCCAAGAAUAUCGCCCGUCAUCGUCGAGCCGUACAAUGCAGUUCUUUCCACACACGUCGGCAUGGAUUAUAGUGAUUGUUGUUUUUUGCUGGAUAAUGAAGCUAUUUACGAUGUGUGUGACAGAAGCUUGAAUGUAUCCGAACCGACAUACACGAAUUUGAAUCGGUUGAUCGCACAGAUUGUAUCAUGCAUUACAGCAUCACUGCGUUUCUCCGGUGCAAUAAAUGUUGAUCUGCUUGAGUUCCAAACGAACCUAGUCCCGUACCCCAGAAUUCACUACCCGUUAGUCACCUAUGCUCCGUUGAUCCCUUAUCGGAACGCAAAACAUGAACAGUUGACCACUACGCAAAUCACGUCGGAAUGUUUCGAACCAGGAAGUCAACUGGUAAAAUGUGAUCCACGGACAGGGAAGUACAUAUCCUGCUGUAUGUUGUACCGAGGUGACGUAUCACCGGUGGAUAUUAAUCGUUCCAUCAUAGAGCUGAAAACGAAGAAGGCCAUCAAUUUUGUUGAUUGGUGCCCCACGGGGUUCAAAAUUGGUAUUAACUAUCAACCGCCUAUCGCAGUACCGGGUGGAGAUUUGGCCAAAGUGGAUCGAGCAGUUUGUAUGCUCUCCAACAGCACCUCAGUCAGGUCUGCCUGGCAACGGAUCAUCGGAAAGUUUGAGCAAAUGUUUGAGCGGAAGGCAUUUUUUCAUCAUUACAUGGACGAAGGUUUGGAAGAAACCGAUCUCACCGAUGCAAGAGAGAAUGUUUCCGCUUUAAUAUGCGACUACGAAGAGGUCGAACGGUAGUCGGGGCGAUCGCUCAAUAGGAAAUUUUCAAUCAUCAUUACAUUAUUUAAAUACUAUGAUUAUAUACACGCAGGUGCAUUUACGAAUGCUUAUAAAUCUGCCCAGUAGAUAAGAAUCCUAUUUAUUUACUCGCCAGUCAUUUUGGAACGAUGUUGGUGUUGUGCUCGCUCACAGUGAUUUUGUCGUUACCCUUUGUUAUUCGUGGGUACUGCACCACAACUAUUUCCGGCGAUGCGUUGGAAGCAUGUGCCUUCCAUUCACUCAUGGCCAUUUCGGAACGAUCCGGUUGGGUACUGUCACGGGAGAACUGUGGCGAAACGAUUGACGCAGAGGAAGCUUUCGAAAUUCCUCCCGUAAUUUACUAUGAUUUUGCCGAACCACUGAAGCUUUACACGUUGAUUUUUUUGGAUAUGGAUGGAGCUCAUGAAGAGGGUCGAGUAUUCUUGAACUGGUUGGUGGUGAACAUUCCGGAAUCCGCUGUGAAGCAAGGCAUGACUUACAUGGAUGGUGAUACGGUGAUGGAUUAUUUAGCACCCGCUACAGGAACGUAUGAGCACCGGUAUGGCAUUUAUCUGUACGAACAGGUUUACGGUACCAGCUAUCCGUCGAUGCCCAACAAUCGCGAGGAGUUCGAUUUGACCGCUUGGAUUAAUUCGAUUUUCCCCGAGGGUGCACUUUGCGGUCCGGUUGCUUCGAUUGGAUUCAGUGCGUAAAAGGGGAAGGAACCGGGAAUCCGACGAGGAAACGGAGGGGUCAUUGCAAUCGGAACACAGAAUUUAUGGACGGCAAGGAAUGGAAAUGUAACAACCAGAUAAGAACUUAGCUGCAGUCGGCCGAAUGCGGUAAACAUAUCUUGGGAGUGAGGAAAUUUAUAUAGACAUCAGGCGUAUAACUUAGAUGUGCCCAAUAAAUGUCGCAGGAAGCGAAUGAAAACUGUGUGUAACAA